This is a messenger RNA of Candidula unifasciata, 1416 nucleotides long. Lineage: Eukaryota; Metazoa; Mollusca; Gastropoda; Stylommatophora; Geomitridae. The record is from the annotation of a GenBank genome assembly.
AUGCAUGCUUCAACGCUGGAAAUCGUGGCCAACGUCUACAUGUCGGUCCACGGCGUCCUUAGCCUGAUCGUGUGUGCCUUCGGGAUCCCCAUGAACGUGCUCAAUAUCACCAUCCUGACCCGGAAGCACAUGCACACUCCUGUGAACUGUAUUCUCACCUGGUUGGCCGUGUUUGACCUUCUGACGAUGAUCUCCUAUGUGCCUUUUUCAUUGCAUUUCUAUUGUUUAACUUGGAAUUUGUCGGCGGAGAGGAACUCUUUAGGUUGGAUGACGUUUCUGAUCUUUCACGUGGACUUCACCUUGACUACACACACCAUUAGCAUUUGGUUGGGCGUCACUCUUGCUGUGUUCAGGUACAAACACAUAUUCUCACCUGCCAAAGGUCACCUGACCAGGGUGCGGCGGCUGAUCCGGGCCAGGAUUGCUGUGUUUAGUGUGGUGGUGCUGUCGGUGCUGCUUAUGAUCCCCAACUACCUCAUGAACCAGCUGCAGCCCUACCUGUACUUCAAUCCAGAAACGAAUCAAACGGAAGUGAUAUAUGUGAACGAACCUUUAAACCUAGAAACCACAGGAGUCAAACCGCUGGCACAAGUAAACCUGCUGCUCCACAGUGCUCUGGCAAAAUUCCUUCCGUGUAUCCUCAUGGUUGUCUACAGUGGGCUACUAUUGAAGACACUCAGAACCAACAUCCGUUUACUGACUCGGCGCCCGUCUCGGAAAACAUCGCAAGCAGAUCUUCACUCGUGUGCUAGCGAUCCUUCUCUUCCUCCACAGCAAAGCGAUCCGAUGAGCAGUUCAGUUAAUCAAACGAUGGAUUCGGCAACUGAUCUAAAUACAAACCUCGAGGAACUGACGACUAGGAAAGGAAACGAAAAUCUGUGUGUGAAAUGCAGUAGCCAAAUCCAAGGGAAUACCAGUGCCAGUUCUUCUCUAUUGCUAGUUCCUAAACAAACAGCCGCAGUAGUAAAGUCUCCAAAACACCGCAACUCUGCAACAUCUCAAAUAGUCAAGGCUGUAAAGAUCCAGCCGACUCGACAUCAGGAUAACUCACGAACAACACGUAUGCUUCUCGUAGUUAUAACUUUAUUCUUGGUCACAGAGCUUCCCCAGGCGAUCCUCAUCGUCCUUUCCGCCACAAUCCCCGGUUUCUUCCUCUCCGUCUACGUUCCAUUGGGUGAUAUGAUGGACAUGGUUGCGCUGGUCAACAAUGGAAUCAAUUUCCUCUUGUACUGCAUCAUGUCACGGGAUUUUAGAACGACCCUUUUGGACAUGCUGAAGUCGGUCAUCAAUACGGCUCGAGAUAUCCCUGGCAGGUUAAGAACGAAGCUGCAGAGAUCAGCUGUUACCGGCACACAACGAACACAACAGACCCAUACAAUUUUGAUAGUCACAACACUGAAAGAUGGACAUAUAUAA